AAAAGCAACUAAAUAAUAAGGGGAAGAGAAGAGAGAAUUUGUAAAUGUCACUUUAAAUGUGGUAAGUUAGGUGCGGCCGAAAAAAUAAAGCAACUUAAAGCGUAAAACACUAUACCGCGAACAAGCAAAACUGUGCAAGUGUGCCAAAGACGAGAACUAGACUAUUGCAACUAGUUCUACCAGAAAGUCGUCGGGCAUAUUAUGGUAAAACUUCAUUUAUGCAAAGAAUUAUGACACUAUAUAUAUAUAUGGAACACUGCACAGUCCACAUAAAGAUCAUUCUUAUACAGCAUGCAAUAAAGCUAAAACGAUAUUAGAAGCCAAAAGUCCCAUUCUACCAACCUGCCACGGAAACGGUUCAUUUGAACCUAUUUGGUUAUUUGACUAUUUUCGACACUUCUUAAUCAUAAAGUCUGAAAACGGGUACUGUCUGGCUAUAAUAAGCUUAUUCAACCUACCCAGACGACACCAUUAUUUAUGGAAAUGAAUAUGUCAAAUGCCAGGUAUAUGUAUUUCAGUUAAUUUCAGUGUCGAAGUAUUGAACUGAAUAUUCCCUUAAUAUCUUAAUUACAUCUUAUAAGUGAGAUGAGAUAUGGUCUAUAUGAAUAUCCCAAUUAAAAGUCUGAGAUGCAAUGUGCAAUCUAUGGGUACGUUUACAAAAGACUCUCCCUAAUAACUCAUCAUAAAAUUUUUAUAACUUUUUAAAUCAAUAUAUUGACCAUAUAAAACUUUUCCCAUCAUAAUUUAUUCACGGCUAAACAUGCAAUCAAGUUUCCUCAGUGCAUUUUUUCCAUUAAUACCUUAACUUAAAACACGUUUUUAUAACCGGAAAAUAUCAUUGAACAACGUAAAUUACGAUUUGGUGUGGAGUGGAGCCAAAGUGCAAGGUAAAAACCGUGAACCGAAGACAGAUAACCGCAUUAUAGUAUAUUCUCGAGUGUGUAAAUAAACGCAAAAAAAAUGUCUACGAACCAAGAUUUGGCUGUUAAUUUACAAGCGGAGUUCGGGGUGUUAUCGAUCAAAAACCCCCAGUUUUGCACGUAUUUGAUUGUGACCUCGUUGCUUAUUUUGAAAAUGUGCGGGUUGACUUUGUUGACUAUUUUCCAUAGGCAGAAAAAUAAGACCUUUAUCAGCGAAGAAGACACGAAAAUGAGAGGAGGUACAGUCGAAUCCAAUCCGGACGUGGAAAGAGUCAGAAGGGCGUUUUUGAACGACUUAGAGAACAUCCCCGCCUUCCUAAUAAUAGGCCUGGCAUACCUUUUCGUUGGUGUUCCAAAUUGGGUGGUGCACAUGCUUUUUUACUUAUUCCUUAUCGCUAGAGUUUGUCAUUCAUUUGUUUAUGCUGUCUACGUCAUCCCCCAACCUGCCAGGGCCAUUUGUUUCGUUCUCGGUUUUGCUAUUAUUGGCUAUAUGAGUAUUCACGUGCUGAUUUAUGGCUUUUUUACUGGAUAUUUAGGGAAGUAGAUGUUAUAUUUUAUUUUGUAAUUAGUUUUGUACUUAAUGUGUUAUAUUAAUAUACUAGUCCGAUUAUGUUGUAUCACAGUAUUUGUAUGUAUCUCACUUAAUAGUUUUGUUAUUUGGUUUGAAACAUUAUAUUUAAUAAAUAAAA
Anthonomus grandis grandis is the source of this 1609-nucleotide messenger RNA. Its product is annotated as prostaglandin E synthase-like. Lineage: Eukaryota; Metazoa; Arthropoda; Insecta; Coleoptera; Curculionidae. Bases 961 to 1464 code for a protein of 167 amino acids. The transcript is spliced from 4 exons. Gene Ontology annotation, cellular component: membrane. The record is from RefSeq and is a predicted model, not a curated record.